CUCGAUCAGCCGAACCCGCUGGUUCUCUUCAUCCUCCUGGGAGAAUCGCAUCCCAGAUAAGAAGAAAUCGUCUGAAGAUCGACCGGCAGAAAUCUGUAGAAUAAGAAGAAAACAGUCAACGGUGAAAGAUGAUGUGCGAUUGGGUGUGGUUACUAACUCUGUGCUCUCUCCUCAUGAUUGUCCAAUCUUUGCCAACAAAUCUGGCAGAAGAUACAAAAAAGACUGAACAAACGAUGAGACCAAAAUCUAAACGGGCACAGGAAAUGUUGAUGUUCGGCAACCAACAGAAUCACCAACCAGAGAAUAAUCCGAGCUCAUCGUAUUCGUCUACCGCUGAAAAAAGAACUCUAGCUGCAUCGGGAUUAGGCGGAUUAAAAGCAGCCCUUAUCGAAGAAGAGAAACCCUCUCAUUCUAAUACACCUAACAAUGCCUUCUAUGAUCAUAAAAAUUACGAUUAUGGAACAAUAAAUGAACUGGGAUACGAAAUACCCCAGAUAUGGGAUAGUUCGCCCUACUCUCGUUACUACACGAACGAAGAUCGUCGGAAAAGAUCCGAGAAAUCAGCGGUUGUCACAGGAUCAACAACUAUAAAACCAUCAACCACUUCGUUCCAGUCUCCAACAUCUACUCAGCAAUCUGUGCAGACGCAAGUGAAGAGUAAAAACGUUCCCAUUUAUCAAGAACCACGAUUCAAGAGGGAAUUGGAUAUCGAUCCGGAAGACGUUUUAACUCUUCUCUCCUUGUGGGAAAACGAACGUCGCAAACGAAACUGGCAUAAAUAUAUGAACGAGGAAUACGAAAAUGUAGAUGACGAAGACAAUCUUCUCGAGGAAGAGGAUUCUCGAAACAUUAUUCCGUGGAUGGAUUCCUCGGUGUAUCCUCCUCGUCACUACAGCCUAGAUUCUUUGUCACCAUCGGACAUCGGGAUCAUUCGUACCCAUCCAUCCAGUUAUUAUGAACAAUAUGAAAAUCAGUACGGGCAGCAAUACGAUACAUCUCAAUACGGCAGCCCUCAAUACGGUUUGGUUUAUCCUCAACAGACUUAUUAUAGUGCUCCCGAGAAGAGGUUUAUGAUCUCCAGGAAACGCUCGCAGGCGUACGAUCCUUACUCUAACGCGGCUCAAUUUCAAUUAAGUUCUCAAUCGCGGGGAUACCCUUAUCAACACCGACUCGUCUAUUAAAUCGACAUUAACUCGACGAACAACAAGUGAUCGAAAACAUAUUAUAUCGAAAAAGGCGAAAGAUCCUAAUAAAUAAAGCUCGAGAAAGAGGGUAACGAACUGACGUUUUCGGACUCACGUAUACGAAACCGAACACAAAUUUUGCGCUUUCUUGGCAAACGUUCCCUCUCUAACGUUCUCUUUUUUUUUUACUAUUUUGUUUUUUGUUUUUUUAGUGAAUCCAGCGAUACGUGCUCGAGAGUGAACAAGAAAGACUACUUUUACUUUAAGAAAUACGGUGCUCAAAAAAAGACUCAUUCACAAGAUUUAUAAGAACCUGCUGAAAAGACAAUAGACCUCUUGAUUGAAACGUCUCUAUCGUUUGGUCAAUAAUAUAACAUUUGGAAUAAAAAUUCAUAUUUUUUUUUUCGAAUUUCUUUGAAAACUAUUGCAAAAUUCGAAUAUUUUCAAUGGUUUCUCAGUAUGUUUUUAUAUAUUUUUUGCAAGAAAGAAAAAUCUCAAGGCCCUUCUCGCUCGCAAGAAAGGAAACAGAGUCUUGAAAGCGACGACUGAAAUCGUUGAAAACUGAAAUCGUAGUUACUCGAAUCAAAUUACCCUCAGGCUUAGUUCACGAUUUCUCUGACUGAUUAAAUAAAAAAAAAAAAGAAAAAAAGAAAAAAAGAAAAAAAAAAGUAAGAAAAGAUGACGAAUAGAGUUCUUUUUUCAUGAGUUAGCUCGAAGAUAGAUGUAGCGGAAGUGAUAAUGAAAUGAGAUGAUAAUCGAAAUGGAAAAAAAGAAAAAGGAAUGAUGAUUUAAUUCGAUGAGAGUAGAUAGAGUAGACGAUUUCCUAGGGAAAUAUAGAACGAAAGACGAGGCUGAAGAAAUGUAGUUUUAUAACUUUUAUCAUUCGUUUCGCAUAUGGAUUGUUAUAUACAUAUACGUAAUAAUACAUUGACAAAAGAUGAUGACAAAGUGACCGAAGUUCGAUCAAGCUUGUUCAUACAACUAUUUAUAUAUUUCAUCUCCCUUAAUUUACUUUGCAAAAGGUAAGAGAGAAAUAUUACACACACACACACACAAGUACAUAUAUACAAAAUCAAUAAUAUCAAAGCACAGUGUAUAUUGAGUACUGAAAAUACCAGUUUAAAUCCAAUGAUAUAGUCGGUGUUAAGAAUUACAACAACAUAUCUUCUAAUUGGAUUCUCACACUUUAUAUUCGAUUCGAUAUCAUCCCCUCAACCGCCCUUAUUACUUUAACGUCAAUUAAUUUUUCUAGCUGUGUACAAACUAUAAUAAUUGUAACGUUUAUCGUCAAUGAAAUAUUGAAUGUCAACGUGUGUAUCUCGAUGACAUUCGCCUCUAUGGCCGAUUAAAUGAAACCCGAAGAUAAAAAAUUUCACGACUCGAUCAUAAAUUUAUUUCUUCUUAUAUUGCAAGUUCAUAUUAUAACUUCAUAUUAUUAUAUAUAUUGAAUUACACUCAUAUUAAAAAAUCUCAAAAUGAUUCGAUUUAAAAAUAUUUCGUUAAUUCGAAAAAAAUGAGAAAAUAAUUAUAAUCGUUAACGAGGACGUCGAGGACGUGAAAUUUUUCAUUUUCAUUGCUGCGAAUGUAAAGUGUGAAAUACCAUUAUAUACCGAUAAUCCAUCGUCUUACCACUGUCUUAUUGAAAGAUAAAAAAAAAAAAAAAAGAAAAAAAGACAGAUAGGUAAAAAAAAAAAAAGAGAGAAAGACGAAGAGUAUGUAAAUGUAUCUAUACAAACCGAGUAACAUUUAAUGUUCUUCUCGAUCGAACCAAACACGGCCUUCCAUAGAGCAAACGUUCCGAGGAGACUGAGUAAUUUUUCCUUUUCGUUCCUUGUCGUUUAACCAGUAUAUGCUUGAAACGCGUAUAUAAUAAUAUAAUGUAUGAUAUUUUAACAGUAGGAAAAGAAAAAUUUAGCUGACGACUGAUCGAUCGAUCGAAAUAGUUACGAUCGGCAUAAAGAAAAAUUUUUUGUGACUCGAUGCUAUAUAUUUUUGACGAUCGUUUAGCGUGUAAUUAGAAUUACGUAGAUUAAGUAAUACCAAAAGAGAGAGAAUGAUUCAGUAUUUAUUACUUAUUAUUAUUAAUACAUAAUUAAUGUUAUAGACAAUGAAAAAUAUGAAUUAUUGUAUAUGAUUAAAGGAAUGUCAAUCAGUUGGGUUUGGAUUUCAUUGAUACGUUGUAAUGUUUCAUGACCGAACAAAGUAUUACACAAAAAGCUGAACAUUUUGAGGAAUAAUUGUUUAAAUGAUAUAUUUCCAAAUUAUAUUCUAUAGAUAUUUUACAAUUAUAGCUUUAUUCGUUGAAACGAAUCGAUUAUCUUAAAAUUCUGUUGAAUUGUAAAAAACUAUAAUCGCAAGAUUUUUCAUAAUAAAAAAAGAAAACGGAAACCAAAUUAGAUUUAUUUACUUUGUAACGCGGCUGCUACCUUGCCAAGGAAAAGAAAAAAGACAUGAUAUACUAUUACUAUAGUAUAAUAUAAAUUAAUCUUCAAACGGGAAUAUCUAAUUUUCAGAAGGUAUUUUUUUAAAAUAAUAGUGACAAAUGUUGUUAAAUAUUGUUUUUAUGCUGGAUACGGAACCAUUUCAAAAUGUUUCAAAGACUAAAAAAAAAAAAAGAUUUAAUAUAUAGACACUUGUUGCUAUACGAUAUCAAAGUGAUAAUUACUCUUCUUGUAUUUAAGCUAUUUUUCAUGAAUAUUCGAAUCUAAAACAUAAAAGAUAAAAAAAAACAGUAUUUUGGUGAAAAAUUAAGAAAAUUUUA
Messenger RNA from Apis laboriosa (Himalayan honeybee), 3945 nucleotides. Its product is annotated as prohormone-2. The record is from RefSeq and is a predicted model, not a curated record. The transcript is spliced from 9 exons. Bases 129 to 1181 code for a protein of 350 amino acids. Lineage: Eukaryota; Metazoa; Arthropoda; Insecta; Hymenoptera; Apidae.